This is a messenger RNA of Galeopterus variegatus (Sunda flying lemur), 5225 nucleotides long. RefSeq names its product metadherin (gene MTDH). The coding region runs from base 343 to 2091 and encodes 582 amino acids. The record is from RefSeq and is a predicted model, not a curated record. Gene Ontology annotation, cellular component: nucleus. Gene Ontology annotation, molecular function: NF-kappaB binding; transcription coregulator activity. The transcript has 12 exons. Lineage: Eukaryota; Metazoa; Chordata; Mammalia; Dermoptera; Cynocephalidae. Gene Ontology annotation, biological process: negative regulation of apoptotic process; positive regulation of angiogenesis; positive regulation of canonical NF-kappaB signal transduction.
GCCGGAGCCGCCAUUGUUCCGCCGAAGGAGGACGGCGGGGUCCGCCGCUGGCGCCCAGACGCCGCUUAGCGGCCGCCACUGGAGGCACUCCCCCUCGCAUCGCCCCCUCCCUCUCCCCCCUCCUCCUGGUGGCGGCGGAGUGAGGCUGAUUAGGGGGAACCUGGGAGCCCCCUCGGCCCUCCCCGCGGUGACAGCGGCCGAUCCCCGGCUCCGGCGCGUGGGGCGGCCGCGAUGCACUCGGCUUGAGGCUGCCCGGCCCGGUCCUUCCUCGCUUUCCUUGACUAUUCCACGGCGUGUCUGCGCCCCAGCGUCAUCCUGCGAGUCCCUCUGACGGGAGGGAAGAUGGCUGCACGGAGCUGGCAGGACGAGCUGGCCCAGCAGGCCGAGGAGGGCUCGGCCCGGCUGAGGGAAAUGCUCUCGGUCGGCCUAGGCUUUCUGCGUACGGAGCUGGGCCUCGACCUGGGGCUGGAGCCGAAGCGGUACCCGGGCUGGGUGAUCCUGGUGGGCACGGGCGCGCUCGGGCUGCUGCUGCUCUUCCUGCUGGUCUACGGCUGGGCCGCGGCUUGCGCCGGCGCCCGCAAAAAACGGAGGAGCCCGCCCCGCAAGCGGGAGGAGGCGGCGGCCGCGCCGGCCCCGGCCCCUGACGACCUAGCCCUGCUGAAGAAUCUGAGAAGCGAGGAGCAGAAGAGGAAGAACCGGAAGAAGCUGCCGGAGAAACCCAAACCAAAUGGACGGACUGUUGAAGUGGCUGAGGAUGAAGUUGUCCGAACUCCUCGAAGUACAACAGCAAAGCAGCCACCAGAGACAGACAAGAAAAAUGAAAAAUCAAAGAAAAAUAAGAAGAAAUCAAAGUCAGAUGCUAAAGCAGUGCAAAACAGUUCACGCCAUGAUGGAAAGGAAGUUGAUGAAGGAGCCUGGGAAACUAAAAUUAGUCACAGAGAGAAACGACAGCAGCGUAAACGUGAUAAGGUGCUGACUGAUUCUGGUUCAUUGGAUUCAACUAUCCCUGGGAUAGAAAAUACCAUCACAGUUACCACCGAGCAACUUACAACUGCAUCAUUUCCUGUUGGUUCCAAGAAGAAUAAAGGUGAUUCUCAACUAAAUGUUCAAGUUAGCAACUUUAAGUCUGGAAAAGGAGAUUCUACACUUCAGGUUUCUUCAGGAUUGAAUGAAAACCUCACUGUCAAUGGAGGAGGCUGGAAUGAAAAGUCUAUAAAACUCUCCUCACAGAUCAAUGCAGGUGAGGAGAAGUGGAACUCUGUUUCACCUGCUUCUGCAGGCAAGCGGAAAACUGAGCCAUCUGCUUGGAGUCAAGACACUGGAGAUGCUAAUGCAAAUGGAAAAGACUGGGGAAGGAGUUGGAGUGACCGUUCAAUAUUUUCUGGCAUUGGGUCUACCGCUGAGCCAGUUUCUCAGUCUACCACUUCUGAUUAUCAGUGGGAUGUUAGCCGUAAUCAACCGUAUAUCGAUGAUGAAUGGUCUGGGUUAAACGGUUUGUCUUCUGCUGAUCCCAGUUCUGAUUGGAAUGCACCAGCAGAAGAGUGGGGAAAUUGGGUAGAUGAAGAAAGAGCUUCACUCCUAAAGUCCCGGGAACCAGUUGCUGAUGAUCAAAAGGUUUCAGAUGAUGAUAAAGAAAAGGGAGAAGGAACUCUUCCAACUGGGAAAUCUAAAAAGAAAAAAAAGAAAAAGAAGAAGCAAGGUGAAGAUAACCCUCUUGGACAGGACACAGAAGAAUUAGAAAAAGAGAUUAGAGAAGAGCUUCCAGUGAAUACCUCUAAAGCCCGUCCAAAACAGGAAAAAACUUUUUCCUUGAAGACCAUAAGCACUAGUGAUCCAGCUGAAGUACUUGUCAAAAAUAGCCAGCCUAUCAAGACUCUUCCACCUGCUAUUUCUACCGAGCCAUCUGUCAUCUUAUCAAAAAGUGAUUCUGACAAGAGUUCUUCCCAAGUGCCACCAAUGCUACAAGAGACAGAUAAAUCCAAGUCAAAUACCAAGCAAAAUAGUGUGCCUCCUUCACAGACCAAGUCUGAAACUAGCUGGGAAUCUCCCAAACAAAUAAAAAAGAAGAAAAAAGCCAGACGGGAAACGUGAAUUUUUUUUUCCUGAAUUGGACAUGUGUUUGCAAACACUGUCUUGAAGAUUAUGCUGUUUAUGCAAUAAUUUGUGAACAUGUACAGAGUUUUAUAUAAAAUUAAACCAAUUUUUAAAACUGUGAACACAACCACCAUAAAAAUGGAAUCAAAGGAGAGUUAAUUUAUGAAUUUAAGAGGUCAGCAGAACAUACUACAGUGCUAGAAGACACUUGGGAAAGUCUUUUUAAUUGAAUGAGAAUGAUCUUAAUUUAAGAAUAUUAUCCUGGUUUUUCAACAGUGCCCUGUUUACAACAGAUUGUGCCCUAUCUCAUCUGCAGCUGAGGAAUAAAGGAUUCUGAUUAAACAGAGGGUUGCCUACAAAUUAGUGGGCAACUCCUUGGAUCUUAUGCACGGAACUUGUACCAUUUGAAUCUGUUUUAUGCUUAAAUCAAAGUGCUUUGAUCAAAUGCAUAAUCUGCCAUAACUUUACAUAUUUGUUGGUAGCAAUUUGUAUUAAAGGAAUCAUAAGUGCACAUAAGUCAUUUAUCAUUUAACUAAACUGUCAUGGUUUAGUUUACAGUUUUUUUAAAGUUCUUAAUUAAAACAUUGAAAAUGCAGUUGACAGUUGUAUGGCUUAUGAAGUUAUUUUUGAUAGUCUUACAUUACUUGAAUUGUUCAAAGUACAGUAUAUUUUAAAGUAAGAAAGGUAAACUAUAUGUAUUUGUUUUAUACAUUUAAGGUUCAGACUCACAAAAUAAUGCUCUUGGUUAUGAUUUGAACACUUUCAGGCAAAAUCCAACUUAAAUUUUUCUUUUCCCUAGCAAUCACUUUUAUCCAGUGUCACCUCUUCUUAGUUACUAACACUUUUUCGACUUUAAGAAUAAAAUCAUUCACAAACUAAGUAUAUGAUGGAGAAUGAAAAACUAGAGUCAGACAGCUUUAAUUGACAUUGUCAAGACCUCCAGUUAUCAGGAAUACAUUUUUUUACUGCCUUAACCUGUAGUGCGUAGAAUAUGCAUCAAUUUCUUGAAGGGGAUUCAUGUUUUUAUAAGAAUUUUCAUGUAAUUAUUGCAAUUGUGGUCAAAUAAGGAACGUUUCCUGCUUGAAACUGUAUUGAUUUAAAUGAUGUGUGAGAUGUUUUAUCAUUUUCAGGCACUGUGUAAUUCUAUUGUAAUAAACUGGCAGGUAUCUUUGUAACUAUAAAUAGUGCAUGCUCAGCCAUGUACACUGUAAAUAGCCUUUACCAAACGUGUUUGACAAGGACCAUAAUUAACAUCACGUAGUGAAUUGUGAUAAAAAAAAAAGCCAUGAUUUAUUUGAUGUGAUUGGCUUAAUUGUUUUUAUGUGGAGCCAAGAAUGGAACUGUUUAACAGCUGUAACCAAUGGUACUGAUCUAUCCACCCAAUGUUGUCUUUAUUAUAUUUGAUUGUGGUUUGAUAGUAUUGCAUUGUCAGACUAGGGAAGCUAAAGAAACAACAUGAUUUUAGUUUUACUGAAGACUGGCCUUAUUAAUGGACAGCUUUCCUAACAAGUGAUUAUUAACCUUUAUCAGGUUUUCACAUCUGUUUCAGGAACAUGGCAGUAUGUUUACAUGUCAGAAGUUUUGUUCUAUUAUAUGGUAUUUCUAAAUCGAUUUGUUUAAAUAAAUUCAGCAAAUGGAUAGCAUUGUUUUUAUUUGCUUCAACAUGGGGGUAAGUAAUAGCUAAGGAGCCAGGAUGGAUUUUUUCAAGUGGCUUCAUUCUUUUGGCUUUACGUAGGUGUUUCCUUUAGGAUCCGAGGAUUGUCAGCGCUUCGUAAAGAUAUCACAAAGGAGAAUUUGAUAGGGAGUCUAUGGUUUUAGAAUGUGCCAAAAGAUCUGUGCUCAACAGUUUAAUUGAACUCUCUCAACUCUACCUCACCAUUUCCUUUUCUUAGAAUUCUUUUGAUUGUCAAAUAUUGGACUUCAUUUCUCCAGUUUAGUAUCUCCUCAUUUAACCACCCAUGCCAGGUAUUAAAGACACCAUCUUUUGAGCAGAAAUGUAUUGUGAAGAUGGAGAAACAUAUUGCUAAAUUGGGGGAGAUCCAGUAUAGAAACACCUCUGUCCCUUCUUCUCCAACUCAAGAGCUCGGACAUGGAUUUUGUUUUAAGAGAUGGCAAAGCUCAGUUGGUUAGAGCACAGCCUUGUAACACCAAGGUCAAGGGUUUAGAUCCCCGUAAAGGGCAGCCACAAAAAAAGGCAGCUACAUGAGUGAUAAAAUUAAACCAAUUUUUAAAACUGUGAACAUGUGAAUCCCAUUCUUUUUCAUGUUCAUGAGGUGUGAACAUUUUUGCACAAAGUAUUGUUCCUUGCUCUUUAUCUGCUCUAUAACAUCUUUAUGUGACAUAAAUAAGUUUCUGGCAUCUGAACAGAAGAACUGGUUUCCAUUAUCAACUCAGAAGUCAUUAAAAUCUAGGUGGUGAUUCAGGAAGAAGGGGAGAGAGAAAGUGCCUGUUUUCCUAUGGUGGCACGGAUUAGAAACUCCCAGAUCUGCUAGUAGAGAAAUAACCGACCCUUCAGGCUUUGUCAGGCCUGAGAGGAACCUUGUUCCUAUUAACAAGAGGCCUCCUAGAGAAACCACUCAGAAGUCCCCCUAAUCCUGGCCUGUCUCUUUGUACGUAAAAAUCCUUUCCUAUUCUAGAGCAGGGAGGAGUGGUUUAGGGUUUCUACAAACUGGAACCCUGCCUCCUGCCUGUCUAUACCCCGAACUGAGCAGACAAUAGUUGAGAGAGUCCAAAAAAAAGUACUGAAAUAAAAUGUGAUUAAUGUAAUUUACCACAUUUACUUUGUGCAUGCAUUUUUGUUGGGAUGGGGAGUUCGGAAUAAUUCUUCCAAAUCUAGUGGUCUUAUUUCAUAGGCUAAUCUGGUUUAUAUUUGGGUUAAAGAUACUGGAGGGCAAUAUUUAAUUACAGAGUUUAGUUUUUCUUGGUUAAAACAGUCCUCUUAAUAUAGUGUGAAAUAUCUUUCAAAAUUUAGUACUUAGGUUUAAGAUGUCUGAUAGAUGUCUUAAGAUUUUCCUGUAAACUAAUUGCACAAACUGGAAUUACUUUCCAAAAGACUUAGGGAAUGCAAUUAUGUUAUUUGUAAUAUGCAUUGAGUAUUGUAAAUAAAACAAACCAUUUUUGUUUUGUUUAAA